Messenger RNA from Halichondria panicea, 2018 nucleotides. RefSeq names its product signal peptide peptidase-like 2B. Gene Ontology annotation, molecular function: aspartic endopeptidase activity, intramembrane cleaving. The record is from RefSeq and is a predicted model, not a curated record. Gene Ontology annotation, cellular component: Golgi-associated vesicle membrane; lysosomal membrane; cytoplasmic side of endoplasmic reticulum membrane. Lineage: Eukaryota; Metazoa; Porifera; Demospongiae; Suberitida; Halichondriidae. The transcript has 9 exons. Gene Ontology annotation, biological process: membrane protein proteolysis. Bases 103 to 1773 code for a protein of 556 amino acids.
AUAAUGGUUUUGUACUAUGGCGACCUAUACCAUACGUAAGGCUUGUAAACACAACACGGAACACAGCAACAGAGUAGCUAGCUAGACUCUGCCUGUUCUACAAUGGACAGCUCUAGGCUAUGGAUGUCUACCCUACUGGUUGUGCUCAUACUUUAUUUGGCCCCUCCCACCUGUGCCAACUAUGCUGUCCUCUCAGUCACUAGGCACCCAGCUAGCAAUGAGACACAACACAAGUUUUGCUCCGUGUACAAUCCUGACCACACACACCUAGACACACUGUCACAGCCAUCACAAAACGACUACGUUCUUGCCGUUCAAAAUACUUCACUGUAUGACCCGUACGGAUGUGCCCCUCCCCCUUCUGACCUCGUGGCUAAUAAAACACUUAUUGUAUUACGUGGAAAUUGUACUUAUAGUGAAAAAGCGUACCUAGCACAGGGAGCGUCUGCCGCCAUGUUGGUGGUUGUGUAUGAUGAGAAGACCAUGUCCAGUCCGUCGCUGAAUGAUAGUAUAACGAUACCAGUGCUCAUGGUGAACAACGAGACUGGCCGUCUAUUACUGGAGAAUAUUUCCACUGCUCCGCUAUAUUUCUAUGGUUACCUCCUGCCUGCUGUGGCCUUUGACCCUAGCGCUGUCGUUCUUCUGCUGAUUGCCGUGGUAACCGUGUUUCUAGGUUCAUUCAUCGCCAACACACCUUAUGAGUUUAUGAGGUACGGUGUACUGUUGAGGAAAGGAGAGAAUUGUGACAGCGUUGAACACAAUAGUGGUAGUGGUGGGCUGGAGAAGGUAUCUGUUGUGGGUGUGGUCAUGGGUGUGGCUUUAAUGCUGGUUGUCGUGUGUGGCAUGUUGCUACUCCUCUACUUCUUCUAUUACCCCAUGGUGUACAUAGCGUUGGCUGCAUACAGUCUGGCUGCUGUAUACGCCCUCUACCACCUCCUCUCUUCCUUUGUUGCCGUCAUACCUGUCGUGAAUGACAAGUGUAGACUCCCACCUAACAAGCUACCUAUACUAAACUAUCGUCCCAGCCCACUAUUCCCUGCCACUAUCCUCGUCUCUGUUGCCAUAGUAACUUGGUGGGUGGUGGAACGCCACGCCCCCUACGCCUGGGUACUACAAGACAUCCUUGGUUUUGCUUUCAUCACUCUACUAUAUCAAAAGCUGAGUUUCCUCCGGCCUUGGAUGGUGGCUCUGAUCAUGUGUGUGCUCUUCUUCUACGACAUCUUUAUGGUCUUUAUCACUCCAUUCUUCACAAAGAAUGGUGUAAGUGUGAUGGAGACGGCCGCUCUUGGUCCACCCGGCAGUACAGAAAAACUUCCUCUUGUUUUCACUGUCAUCAAGUUUAUAUAUCCCACUCAACUUGACAUUAUCUGCUCUGCCUUGCGGCCAUACGGUCUCCUUGGUUACGGGGACGUUGGUAUCCCUGGGUUACUCGUUACGUUGGGAUUGAAACAUGAUCUCCAGUUCAGACGAGGAAAGUGUUUCAAGAUCUAUUAUGCAACUGCAGGCAUUGCUUACACUAUUGGGCUAAUGUGCACGUACAUUGCACUGACCUUUAUGAAGACGGCACAGCCAGCUCUGCUCUAUUUAGUGCCCACUACCCUCCUCUCUGUGGUGGCUGUGUCCUUGCUACGACGAGAGUUCCGUCUGUUCUUCACUGGGAAACAAAAAGUAAACACAGCAGCUGGUCACUGUCAGGAGGACUCUGGUGUCCGUAGCGAUGGCGGACAAGACACAGACUCUGAGAAAAGUCCGCUAGUGAAUGCUACUACUUAAGAAUUUAUGGAACUAAUGUACAUUCAUGUUGUGUGUGUGUGUGUGUGUGUGUGUGUGUGUGUGUGUGUGUGUGUGUGUGUGUGUGUGUGUGUGUGUGUGUGUGUGUGUGUGUGUGUGUGUGUGUGUGUGUGUGUGUGUGUGUGUGUGUGUGUGUAUUGUGACCAUUCAGUACGUUUUAUACAGUGGACGUUUUAUUAUAAUUUAUGUGCACUAUACCUUUGAUGACCAUCAUUAUUAAUCGCUGC